Prorocentrum cordatum is the source of this 405-nucleotide messenger RNA. The record is from the annotation of a GenBank genome assembly. Lineage: Eukaryota; Dinophyceae; Prorocentrales; Prorocentraceae.
GCGGACAACAAGGAGCCAGUGGUGAGUCAGGCGCUGGCUGUUCUCAAGCACUACUGGACACAGACAAUCAAGGACGACAAAUCCGUGACCCUUUCUCUGCUGGCCGAGCACGUACGCUACUGCCGCAUGCCGGCAUGCUGGUUCGACAAGAAGGCGGGCAAGAAGGAGGCGGACACUUACGAACUACAACUCAUGAUGAGUCCAUACAUUCAGAGUCAAGUGGUCACGAUCGAUGGCAUGCCGCUGAUGACCGUCCACGCGGCGUUGCAGGUGUACAUUCGUCAGGAGAACGGCAAGAUCAAAGCAGGAGCGGCUCCCGAGGGGGCCUUGGAGAGGGACGCAGAGCGGCUGCUGGCGAAGUUCGGAAUGGCUCCAGAGGAGAUUCAGAAGCAUUUGGCACCGUAG